AAAAUUCUGCUACAAUUUGGGUUUCAUAAAAUUUUUGUGAAUUGGAUCAUGAUGUGUGUCUCUUCAACUUCUUUUUCUCUCAACAUCAAUGGAAAUAUAUGUGGCUACUUUGAUGCUUCUAGGGGAAUCAGACAAGGGGACCCUUUAUCCCCUUAUCUAAUCAUCCUUGCUUCAGAAUUGUUCUCUCAGCUUAUUAAAAGAGAGAUUAUCAGUGGGGCUUUGAAAGGUAUUAAAAUUGCUAGAAAAGGACUGCAACUAUCUCACUUAUUGUUUGUAGACGAUUCCUUACUAUUCUAUAAUGCUGAUGUGAAUUCCAUUGCUGCUAUCUUUAGAAUUCUUGAAUGCUACAAGGUGUGUGUUGGCCAGCAAGUGAAUAUGAUGAAAUCCUCAAUCUUCCUUAGCAAGAAUGUCUCUCCAAGCCUUCAAAGUGACAUUUGCCUUAUGCUACAAGGGAUUCAAGUUCACAGGUCUUCUAAGUACCUUGGACUUCCUUUAGGGAUUGGGAAGUCAAAGAAGCAAACUUUUGAUUACAUUAUUGAAUCUGUGAGGAAGAAAGUUGCUAAUUGGAAAAAUAAUUUUCCAUCUCAAGCUGGCAAAGAAGUUCUAAUUAAAUCACGGUUCAUUGACGGACUUUACCCAGCAGUCCGUCAUAACAUUGUGGGACACGGGACACAGACGUAUGCGCGAGCAGUCUCUAUCGCCCAGGAGGUUGACGCUAGCAUCAGGAGAGAGGCCGUUCGUGAUCGUGCUCAGCCAUCCGCCCCAACUCAGCCAUAUGCAGUUCCACCAGCUUUACCACCUACCCAGCCGCCAAAGAACAACAAGAGGAAGGGGAAAGGUGCCCCGGCAGAUAAGAGGACCCGACGGAGGCUGCAGGAGAUUCCACCAUGCCCGACUUGUGGUCGACUUCACAGGGGAGAGUGUCGUGCUGGACAGGACGUCUGUUACUUUUGCCAGGAGCCGGGACACUUUGCGAGCCGAUGCCCGAAGAAACUCCAGCAGCAGCCUCAGCAGCCACCGCAGCAGCAGCAGCCACGACAGCAGGCACAAAGACCGCCACAGCAGCAGCAGCAGCAGAGGGGCAGGCAGCAGGCCAGGGUCUACGCGGUCGAUCAGGUGGAGGCAGCACAGCAACCAGGUACUAUGUCCGGGAUGGUUGUUCUUAAUGAUAUUCCUGUGUUUGCGUUAUUCAAUACCGGAGCAACGCACACCUUUAUUUCACGACGGUGUCUCGACGCCAUCGGAGUUCAUGCAGUUACCGCUGUCGAUCCUCUCGAGGUGAGUUUAGCCUCGGGACGAAAGAUAGUGACCUCAGCCAAAGCUACAGAUCUUAGCCUUUCUAUCGGUGGUCGAGUAUUGACUGCCGACGCGUUUGUUCUCGAGAUGAAGGAUUUCGAUCUUAUUCUCGGGAUGGAUUGGCUUUCUUUCUAUCAUGCUGACAUCAGAUGUCAUGACCUUGAGAUCAUUCUCUAUCUUCCGGAAGACGAGUCGAUUACUUUCUUCGGCUCCAAGAACCGUUCACUGCCUCAGGUUGUUUCGAUGGCGAAAGCCACUAAAUUAUUGCGACGAGGCAACUGCCAGGGUUACCUGGUAAGCCUUGUUGAGGAUUCUCAGAAAGCGCGGACACCUCAUGAUGUUCCUAUCGUUCGCGAGUUUGUUGACGUCUUCCCAGACGAGCAUCCAGGAGGACCGCCCAACCGUCAGGUGGAGUUUUCCAUUGAUCUUAUCCCAGGGGCUGGUCCAGUGUCCAAAGCCCCAUAUCGCAUGGCGCCUAAGGAGCUACAGGAGCUUAAGACUCAGAUUCAGGAGCUGUUACGACUCGGUUUCAUCCGACCGAGUGUGUCACCGUGGGUAGCACCCGUUCUCUUUGUUAAGAAGAAGGACGGAUCUAUGCGUAUGUGUAUCGACUACCGGGAUCUCAACCAGUUGACGAUCAAGAAUAAGUACCCGCUUCCCAGGAUCGACGACUUAUUCGAUCAGUUGAGGGGAGCCUGUGUGUUCUCGAAGAUCGACUUACGAUCAGGCUACCAUCAGCUGAAGAUUAAGGAGUCAGACAUCGCUAAGACCGCUUUCAGGACUCGUUACAGCCACUACGAGUUUGUAGUCAUGCCUUUCGGUCUCAGCAAUGCGCCAGAAGUGUUCAUGGAUCUCAUGAACCGUAUCUUUCAUCCAUACCUCGAUCAGUUCAUUAUUGUCUUUAUUGACGAUAUCCUUAUCUACUCGAAGAGUCAGAAGGAGCAUGAGGAGCAUCUGAGGGUGGUUCUCGAAACCCUCAGACGAGAGAAGUUGUACGCCAAAUUCUCCAAAUGCGAGUUCUGGCUUCAGCGAGUAUCUUUUCUGGGUCAUGUUAUUACCCAGGCAGGCAUCGAGGUGGAUCCUUCUAAAGUUUCAGCCGUGCAGAACUGGUCGACACCGAGGAGUCCGUCCGAG
This is a messenger RNA of Striga hermonthica, 2430 nucleotides long. The record is from the annotation of a GenBank genome assembly. NCBI's taxonomy places the organism in Eukaryota, Viridiplantae, Streptophyta, Magnoliopsida, Lamiales, Orobanchaceae.